Molecule: messenger RNA, 159 nt
Organism: Plasmopara halstedii
Lineage: Eukaryota; Oomycota; Peronosporomycetes; Peronosporales; Peronosporaceae
Exons: 3
Coding region: 1-159 (52 amino acids)
Source: RefSeq, a predicted model, not a curated record
AUGCUGCCGCGAUGGACGGCUGACGCGGAGGAUCACGGUGGAAAUGCGCCUAUAUACAAGCCUCCCAUGAUUAUGACGGUGCUACCACCUGAACAUCCGCUAAUUCUCGCAUUAUUUGACGUGUUAACAAUAAUUGAGCGUAUGGGUUACGCUUGGUAA